ACUUGAGCAGCAACAUGUGGCAGGAGCAGCAGCAUCUCCAGACGUCUGUCAUAUGCGCGUCACCGCUAUUUUGGACACUUUGGAUGGAGAGCACGAGGACGCGCCAGACCUAUUCUUGAUUCCAUAGAGGAUUAAAUAUAAUCUCAGACAAAAGUCUAACUGUUUAAGAAGGAUAUCGCAUUAAGUUGAUCAUGGCUGCUCUUCAGAGUGGCUCAAACGUAACGCGUAAUUUCACGAAUCAGUUCGUGCAGCCGGCGUGGCGUGUCGCGGUCUGGUCGGUCGCGUACAGCUCCGUGCUCGCGGUCGCCGUGUUCGGGAACAUCAUCGUUAUAUGGAUCAUUCUGGCCCAUAAACGGAUGCGCACCGUUACCAACUAUUUCUUGCUCAACCUGGCGUUCUCCGACGCCUCGAUGGCCGCCUUCAACACCCUCAUCAACUUCAUUUACGCCACGCACGGAGAGUGGUACUUUGGAGAGGUGUACUGCAAGUUCCACAACUUCUUUCCCGUGACCGCCGUGUUUGCCAGCAUUUACUCCAUGACAGCGAUUGCAGUCGACAGGUACAUGGCCAUAAUUCACCCUCUGAAGCCUCGUCUGUCGGCUACCGCCACUAAAGUGGUGAUUCUCUGUAUUUGGACCCUGGCGGUGAUUUUGGCUUUCCCGCUGUGUUUCUACUCCACCACGAGGACUAUGCCUCGCAGAACCGUCUGCUACGUUGCCUGGCCGAGACCCGCUGAGGAUUCGUUCAUGUAUCAUAUCAUAGUAACGGUGCUGGUGUACAUGCUGCCCCUAGUGGUGAUGGGUAUCACCUACACUAUAGUCGGGGUGACACUUUGGGGAGGAGAGAUUCCUGGAGAUUCAUCUGACAAUUAUGUUGGACAACUGCGUGCUAAAAGGAAGGUGGUGAAGAUGAUGAUCGUGGUGGUGGUGACCUUUGCCCUCUGCUGGUUGCCCUAUCACAUCUAUUUCAUUGUGACGGGCCUAAACAAGCGUCUGAACAAGUGGAAGUCCAUCCAGCAGGUCUAUCUGUCUGUGUUGUGGUUGGCCAUGAGCUCCACCAUGUACAACCCGAUUAUUUACUGCUGUCUGAAUGGCAGGUUCAGAGCCGGCUUCAAAAGGGCCUUCAGAUGGUGUCCCUUCAUCCAUGUAUCAAGCUACGAUGAGCUAGAGCUCCGUCCCACCCGUCUCCAUCCACGUUACCAGAGCAGCAUGUGCACCCUGUCCCGGGUCGACACCAGCGUCCACGGAGAUGACCCCCGCCACAGCAACCGUAAGAGCACCAAGUCCCAGUGUCAGGUCGAGGUCAAAGACCAAAACACAGCAGCUACUAAACUCUGCCUUCACAGAGAGCCAGUGUUUGCAAGCGAGCAGCUCAGCUGAA
Rhinichthys klamathensis goyatoka is the source of this 1380-nucleotide messenger RNA. It is a transcript of the gene tacr3l, whose product is annotated as tachykinin receptor 3-like. Gene Ontology annotation, biological process: positive regulation of flagellated sperm motility; G protein-coupled receptor signaling pathway. The coding region runs from base 192 to 1379 and encodes 395 amino acids. Lineage: Eukaryota; Metazoa; Chordata; Actinopteri; Cypriniformes; Leuciscidae. Gene Ontology annotation, cellular component: plasma membrane; sperm midpiece. Gene Ontology annotation, molecular function: tachykinin receptor activity. The transcript has 5 exons. The record is from RefSeq and is a predicted model, not a curated record.